UUUUAAUUGCUUUUGUGUUGAGUGGCUCUUGUGACUGAUUGAUAUAAAGUUGGGUUUUUUUCUGUCAUUUAUGGAAAACCAUUGAUAAGUCUCAGAAAUCGGCAAAGCUCGUAACUUGUGUCUGAGAUUCACCUCUUUGUGUCCGAUCAUGGCCGUCGCUGAGAAUGCUGGUGUCAAAGUUGAGUCUUCUUCAGCAGCCGACACGAAGCCUGCAUGUCCUGAUGAUGAUCAGAGCCCUAACUCUUAUUCCUCCUCUCUUGACUCAUCGGAUUCUCCGACUCCAGAUUCCGACGGUCGGACCGAUGAGAUUCCCCAAAAGGAUCAGACUCAGACCAGUCCAAAUGGGGAGAGUGGAGGGAGUCUCAACAAGAGUGAGAUCAAAGAUUUGUCUGAUGCGUUUUCGAAGCUCAACCCGAUGGCUAAGGAGUUUGUUCCUCGAACUCGAUCCGGGGGGAAUGGAUUGGGGUUUACUAACAAUUUUGCUGACGGGAGUCAUCAUCUCGCUACAAGGAGAAGGAGCUUUGGGCAAGGGAAGAGAAGGAUGAACAAAAGAACCAGCUUGGCUCAGAAGGAAGAUGUCAUUAGGAGAACUGUGUAUGUCUCUGAAAUUGAUCAACAGGUUACCGAGGAGAACCUCGCAGGUGUCUUUGUUAACUGUGGACAGGUUGUUGAUUGUCGUGUAUGCGGUGAUCCAAAGUCUGUCCUCCGUUUCGCAUUCGUUGAGUUCACCAAUGAAGAGGGAGCUAGGGCUGCUUUGAGCAUGUCGGGAACAAUGCUUGGUUUUUACCCUCUUAAGGUGCUUCCUUCCAAAACCGCUAUCGCCCCUGUUAACCCCACUUUCCUUCCCCGGUCUGAGGAUGAGCGAGAGAUGUGCGUGAGGACUGUUUACUGCACCAACAUUGACAAGCGGGUUAGUCAAACUGACUUGAAAAGCUUCUUUGAAAUGCUUUGCGGAGAGGUUCAUCGUCUGAGGCUUGGAGACUAUCACCACCAAACCCGCUUCGCUUUUGUUGAGUUUGCCAUGGCGGAGAGUGCAAUUGCUGCUCUUCACUACAGUGGUAUUGUAUUGGGAGCACUCCCAAUAAGGGUAAGCCCAUCAAAGACACCAGUAAGGCCUCACCUUCACCGCCCUGAGUGCAAAUGAAAUGAUGGGAAAGCUGUUGCAGGAGAUCCCAAAAGAUAUAUAUAUAUAUAUAUAUAUAUAUAUAGAGAGAGAGAGAGAGAGAGAAAGAGAGAGAAAGAAAGAGGAGAAGAAGAAGGUACUUGAGGCGUAUUAGUCUUUUAUUUUAAAGUUAACUUCGCAGUCGCAGCAGAGCCUGCCCGGUAUCUUUGAACAACUUUUAAGAGCUUUGAUCUUUAACUUUCUCCUCUUUUCUAUAGAGUCUGCCAAAACCAAGAUUGGUUUCCUUUUCUCUUUUGUUGUUGUUAUUGUCGAAAACACCUUCUGGAUAUUUAUUUUUUUAUGAACUAUCUCAAGACAUUUGCAGCGA
This is a messenger RNA of Brassica napus (rape), 1490 nucleotides long. Its product is annotated as polyadenylate-binding protein-interacting protein 10. The record is from RefSeq and is a predicted model, not a curated record. Gene Ontology annotation, molecular function: RNA binding. Lineage: Eukaryota; Viridiplantae; Streptophyta; Magnoliopsida; Brassicales; Brassicaceae. Bases 149 to 1144 code for a protein of 331 amino acids. The transcript has 11 exons.